AUUUUUGUUAAUUUGUGACAAUCUUGUUCAAAACAUUCGUGAAUAUCAGUUUAAAAUGGCAAAAGUUAAAAAUGCAAAAGUAUCUCAUGCAAAGAAGCGGAAGUUGGAAACAGAGCAAUUAUCAUCAGAUUCAGAGAGUUCUCCGUCUACUUAUUCAAUUGCGUCCUCAUCUUCAGAUUAUGAUUCAGAUGAAAGUGUUUCGAAAAGCAAAAGUAGGAAAAAAGAUACCAAUUCAGAUGACCAGAUACUCAAAGAACUAUCACAAAACAGAAAAAUCAUGUAUAAAAUAUUGAAAUCAGUUGAAAAAAUCGAGAAAAAGUUAGGAAAAAACGUAAAAGAAGAAAAAAUGCCAAAAGAUUCAAAGAAAAUCGCAGAAGAUGAAAUUGUAGAGGCAAUCAAAAAGAAACGUGAAAAUGAUGGGUGGAGAAAAACUGUCAGAAAUUUCAAAGUAAAUGACCUGACCAAGGAAAGAUUGUCAAAGUUGAAAGAUAUUUAUUUUGGUUCCAUUGUAAAGCCACGUAAACUUGCAACUGAAAUCGGCCGAUUGUUAUGGAGUAGAAACUUUAUUUCUCGCUAUUUAGUUGGCCCGAAAACAACAAACAGGAAAAAAGAUAGAUGUAAUGAGUUACCACAAUAUGAAGAACAGCGGCUCAGAGACUGUUUGAAAGUGUUUACAAGAAAGUUUCUUGACGGAAACAAUUGGAAAUGGUUCGUACAAGACGCUAUCAACCAGGCUACCAGAGAUAUCAGAUCACCAUGGGAUUUAGAUCUUCCCAUAAAUGAAACAAACUUCGUCAUGGAUGAAAAUGAAGAUAAAAGUGAAAGUGAGGUGCAAAACCAAGUAUCUACAAGUGAAGAGCGGUCCAGGGAAAAAGAAAGAAAAGAAAAAGAAGAGGAAGAAAAUAUGCGAAAACUGCAAAAAGAGCAUAAAAAGAGGCAAAAGGAUGAAGAGGAAAAGAAACUACAAGAAGAGAAAAGAUGUGAAAAAGAAAAACAAGAUGAACAAGAAAAACAAAGACAAACUGAAAGUGGCACUAUCAUGGAUGAAAAUCAGCGGAAAGCUUUUGAAAGAGCUGAACAUACAAGAAAACAGAAAGAACUUUUAGAAGAAGAGUUGAGACUUAAAGCUCAGCGCGAGCUCUUAGCUCAAAAGCAGCGUGAACUUGGAAUACCAAUGACGAUAAAUUUGGAUCAAACUCAAGUAAAAUACGUUAGCAAGUAUCAUUCAUCCAUGAAAGAUCAAAGUUUAUCAGAUCUGCCAUUGUCAGCCGCAACUAUAUGCAUAAACAACAUGCCAGAUCCAGAAUCAGAUGAUGAUUUCACUGCUAUCAAAAGAACCAUCACCUGAAUAAUACAAGCGCCAUAUAUGAUAAUAACUGUUCAUUCUGAAUCCAGAGUACAAAAUGUUAACACCUAAUCCCUCAAAUUUAAAAUUCUCUCAUGAAAUCUAAUCCUAAAACAUUUCCAUACAUGAUCUCUAUCCAAAAAUUUAUCUGCAAAGUUCAAAAUGUUAAUUUUCAAAUAUUUCAUAUCCAAUUCUUACAUGAAAUCCAAUCAACAAAUAUUUUUCAUACAUGAAAUUCAUCAUUCAUAUCAAAAAUUAUCAAAUAUCCAAUUUUUUUAUUCAUUUACAACU
Molecule: messenger RNA, 1636 nt
Organism: Panonychus citri (citrus red mite)
Lineage: Eukaryota; Metazoa; Arthropoda; Arachnida; Trombidiformes; Tetranychidae
Product: DNA ligase 1-like
Exons: 5
Coding region: 56-1348 (430 amino acids)
Source: RefSeq, a predicted model, not a curated record